Messenger RNA from Trichoderma breve, 1452 nucleotides. RefSeq names its product FAD binding domain-containing protein. Gene Ontology annotation, molecular function: oxidoreductase activity; FAD binding. The coding region runs from base 1 to 1452 and encodes 483 amino acids. The transcript has 2 exons. The record is from RefSeq and is a predicted model, not a curated record. Lineage: Eukaryota; Fungi; Ascomycota; Sordariomycetes; Hypocreales; Hypocreaceae.
AUGCAAUUUCAGAAAACCGUAUUUCUAAGCACUCAAGUGCCUCCAGCAUCGCUUAUACGGAAUGAUAUUGCAGCGGAAAUCCCUGGUCUUUUGCCGCUCUACGACGACUUCCCAGACAUUGUAUACACCAAGGCCGAUCCCGUUUAUGAGACAAUAAGUCCUGCAUUCAAGAAAUCAACGACGACUAAACCACUAGCGGUAGUUCGGCCUCUAAAUGAAAGCCAUGUCCAGGCCACUAUUAAAGCAGCCCGCGUGGCUGGAUUACCUCUAGGAAUUCGCUCUGGAGGGUUGGAAAUGGCGGGAAGAAACUACAAGGGAACUGACAAAGGCAUUUUACUGGACCUUCGCAGCCUGUGCUCUAUCCAUGUGUCCGAUGACAAGGCAUCUGCAAUUAUUGGUGGAGGCACCAUAGGAGUUGAUUUGGCUGUUUCUCUGUCAAAGCAGGGUGUCUUUACACCUAUCGGAUGGCAUCCAAGGCUCGGUUACGCAGGAUGGGCAAUGGCGGGAGGUUAUGGUCUUUAUUCUUCGCCAUACGGCCUUGGUGUCGAUAAUAUCCUCGGCGCUCGUGUCGUUCUUGCUGAUGGGUCUGCGGUUGAUGUCGACGAUAAAAAUCACCCAGAUCUGUUCUGGGCACUUCGAGGGGCUGGAAACGGCAUAUGGGGUGUUGUGACACAACUCACAAUUAAAGUCUAUCCACCACCAAAUCUUUUGAUCGGCACUUUAAGGAUUCCUAAGAAAGAUUGGCCGGUAGCAUUGGACAAAUGGGCCAACAACAUCGAGCCUAAUCUCCCUGAUGAGUUUGGAGGAGAAGUUUACUUUAGGAAUCCCGUAUUAGAUAGUCCUGAGAUGAUCAUCUUCUUUGCCUGGUGCGCAAAAGAAGGCGAGGAUAUACAAAAAGGCUGGGACUAUUUCGAGAAGAUCAAGUCACUACCAGGUGCAGAGGUGCAACGCAUUGCAGAAUCUGACUUUGCCACCCACAUUACAUCGGAACCGAGUGCGCAGCCAGUAUCUUACCAGGUUCGUGGAGUUGUUGCAAAAGGCCUGACCAGCAACAUAGCUUCGGUCUUGAACCGCCAAUGGACUGACCCCAAGAUAUACUCUGGAAUUCCUUGUCACUGUGCACACGGAAACGCCAUCAAACCAGAUCCGGGCGCCUGCUUCCCCCUGCGAUAUCGUCACAGGCUGUUCCCUCUUAAUUCUCGCCACUCUGAAUUGAUGGGGACAGAAGAAGGAGAGUCGCUUGUGGCUGAAUCGUCUGCCCGUCUGAUUGACGGGAUCAAGGCUACUGGCGAUGCAUAUGUUGGAGCGUCUUAUCAAAAUUUAAUUCCUCCUAUUGAUACUGACUUGGAGGUCACAUUUGGAAGAGAGACUCUGGAGAAACUCAAGACGAUAAAGAAGAAAUACGACCCGGAAAAUUUCUUUUCAAGAGGAUAUCCUGCUUUGGAUGUUUAA